ACCAUCAGGUCCAGGAACCCCAGGAGUUCAGGUCGGUCUUCCUCAUCUGCAGACAUGAAAUUCUCCCUUGUUGCCUCUUUUCUUGUUCUGGCUGUUGUCUACAGCUCGGAGGCGAGGACUCUGGUGAAGCGUGAAGGUCAGUCUGAUGUGGACAGGAUCGCCCAGCUCUUCAAGGACAUGUCCACCAGCUUGUCCUCUGCGACGCAGGAGAUGGUCGAGACGUACAUGGGGGACGGCAGGACCAGGAUCCAGCCUCUGAUGGAGCAGGUCCAGGCCGAGGCCUCCAAGCUGCAGCAGCAGGUGAAGCCGUUCAUCAGCAACAUGGAGGAGCAGGUGAAGCCGCUGUCGGACAGUCUCCAAACCCAGGUCAAGCCUCUGACGGACAUGAUGGAGAAGUUCCUGCAGGAGAUGCUGGACCAGUCCAAAGCCCUGCUGCCUCCUCAGUAAACCUCCCCGCUGCUGGAUCAUCCCAGAACAAAUAAGACCCAAACUGAGCCCAGCUGGGCCCGGACUCUCCCCCUCUGCUGUCUGACAUGUAGAACGCCGUCAUUAAACGGGGCUGAAAGCCUCGAGUCUGAGUUACUGUUUGUUUGCUUUCAUUUUGCUUUUAAAGCCAGAGGUCAAUUA
Molecule: messenger RNA, 627 nt
Organism: Nematolebias whitei (Rio pearlfish)
Lineage: Eukaryota; Metazoa; Chordata; Actinopteri; Cyprinodontiformes; Rivulidae
Product: apolipoprotein A-I
Exons: 4
Coding region: 55-447 (130 amino acids)
Source: RefSeq, a predicted model, not a curated record